AUGAAGAUUGUGAAGGGCCUUGAGGAGAAGUUGUAUGAGGAGCAACUGAGGUCACCUGGCUUGUCCAGCCGGGAGGAGACUGAGGGGAGACCUUACUACAAUCCACAGCUUCCUCAUGAAGGAAGUGGAGGGGCAGGUGUCAAUUUCUUUUCUCUGGGGAACAGUGACAAGACACAAGGGAAUAGCAUGAAGUCGUGUCGGAGAAGGGAGGCGGGGGGAGGAGACAACAUAAGAAACUCCAUUUCUCCGCGCACCGCGGGCACAACGGCAAAGGACCCACGACCCGGGAGCCCCGGGGGGCGGCGGGGCGAGGGCGGCCGCUCCCUCCGUGCGCGGCCGCACGGCUGUGCCCGGGGGGUCCGGCCCUGCAGGGCGGGCGGCGCGCAGGCCUCGGCGCCGGGCAACGCGCCGCCUCCCCCGCAGAGGCGCCGGGGCGGGCGCGCACAACCAGAAGGGCCCUGUUUUCCCCCCCGGCCUUUCUGGAAAGUUUUCUCCCCGGUCGACAGGCUGUUAAACGCCCCUGCCUGGAGACGCAGCCCCGCUGCCGCCUUCUCCCGCCCAUCCCCGAAGCAGCGGCUGCGGUGCCCGAGCACGGCCCCCGUACCUCUGAGGCGGCAGGCGGGCGGGCAGCCGGGUCAUGCCUCAGGGCUGGGCCAGGCCCGCCUGCCCGCCUGUCCUUCCCUCCGCCACCAUGUCACGCCGACCAAACAUGUCUGUGCGCCUGUCUGUGGCGGUGGUGACUUCCUGAUCCGCCGCCGCUCGCACAGGCGGAGGGACGGGAAAGGCCACCCCCCGCCCCCGCUGCCGCCUCCCCCCUCUGCCCCGCAGCGGCCCUUGGACCGGCUCCGCUGCCCACUGGCCCCGCCCGGCAGUGUCUGCAGCAGCGCCCCGCCGCCCGCCCCCGCCUCCGGCAGGGCACAGAACUUUUCCAGGUGCCAACCACCGCCGUCCCCUCUCCCGACAUAG
This is a messenger RNA of Corapipo altera (White-ruffed manakin), 966 nucleotides long. RefSeq names its product basic salivary proline-rich protein 3-like. The record is from RefSeq and is a predicted model, not a curated record. NCBI's taxonomy places the organism in Eukaryota, Metazoa, Chordata, Aves, Passeriformes, Pipridae. The coding region runs from base 1 to 966 and encodes 321 amino acids. The transcript is spliced from 2 exons.